Molecule: messenger RNA, 993 nt
Organism: Penicillium verrucosum
Lineage: Eukaryota; Fungi; Ascomycota; Eurotiomycetes; Eurotiales; Aspergillaceae
Exons: 6
Coding region: 1-993 (330 amino acids)
Source: RefSeq, a predicted model, not a curated record
AUGGUGAAGAUCAUCACUGUUGUGGGGUUGACGGGUAGUCAGGGUGCCUCCGUUGCCGGUAUCUAUAUCAAAGAGCAAGGCUGGCAUGUCCGCGGCCUCACGCGUGAUCCAAGCAAGCCAUCAAGCCAAAGUUGGGCUGACAAAGGCGUUGAACUUGUAAAGGCCGACCUGAAUGAUGUUUCCACGUUGAGAACAGCUUUCGCCGGGUCUAACGUUAUCUUUGGCGUCACCGACUUCUGGGGAGUCGUGUGGGAUCCCAAAGCACAGGCGCUGGCAGAGUCAACUGGGCAACCUAUAAACGAACUCGCAUACACGGCUGAAGUGCAACAAUCCCGAAACAUCAUUGACGCCGCAAAUUCUACGAUUGGCACCUUGGACAGACUCAAGUGGAAGUAUACCCACAACCUACACUUUGACGCGAAGUGGACGGGUGUCGACUAUCUGAAGGCCACCUAUCCAGCACUGGACAAGAAGACUUCGUACCUGCAGGUUGGACUGUAUGUGACCAACUGGAAGAAGGGCCUACAUAUGGCCCGGCCCACUAAGCAAGCUGACGGCACGUUUGUGCUGGGUGUUCCCAUAGACGGUGAUGCCCUGGUUCCCAUGGUGGAGGCACGUCAGGACACGGGUAAGGAACUUGAGUGGCUAAGAUCGAACGCUGGAGGCAAAUUUGUCAAGGCGCUUGUACAGGUCGAGCCGGGCAAAAAUUUGCUCGGCUAUGGAAGCUUCAUCAGCUGGAACGAAUUUGCGGUUCUGUGGGGAAAAAUCCAUGGUGUGGAGUGUCGUUUCGUAAGAGUCCACCGCGAAGUUCUUGAAAACGCCGUCCCUGGAUGCGUUGGCGAGGAACUUGCUGAUAUGUUUGAGUACAUCGGGGAAUUUGGGUACGAUGGUGGCGAUCCAAGCGUUGUUCAUCCUCAAAGUCUUGGCGUGGAUAUCCCGGUCUAUACUGUGGAGGAGUACAUUAAGGGGGAAGACUGGCCUGAAGUUCAGUAA